Nothobranchius furzeri (turquoise killifish) is the source of this 1767-nucleotide messenger RNA. Its product is annotated as calsequestrin-2. Gene Ontology annotation, cellular component: sarcoplasmic reticulum lumen; Z disc. The record is from RefSeq and is a predicted model, not a curated record. NCBI's taxonomy places the organism in Eukaryota, Metazoa, Chordata, Actinopteri, Cyprinodontiformes, Nothobranchiidae. Gene Ontology annotation, molecular function: calcium ion binding. Gene Ontology annotation, biological process: regulation of cardiac muscle contraction by regulation of the release of sequestered calcium ion.
ACGAGAGGAGAGGGAGAGAUGUGAAGAAGCAGAAAAAGUUGUGGAACUUGAGAACAGAGAUCACGUCUGUGGAAGUCUUUCAUCACUGUCUGUGUUAAAAGUUUGGACUUGCACAAUUUUAUUUUUAAUUGUGCACAAACUCCUCCACAGCGGAGCAACGAUGCAGCGCACCUGGCUCUACCUUCUGUCUGGCCUCAGCCUCAGUUUGGUGCUCCUCAGCAGAGCAGAGGAAGGUCUGGAGUUCCCUAACUUUGACGGGAAGGACAGGGUCCUGGACAUCAACGAGCGCAACUACAAGAAGGCCCUGAGGAGGUACGACCUGCUGUGCCUGUUCUACCACGAACCCGUGCCAGCCAGUAAGGGUCUGCAGAAGCGCUUCCAGAUGACUGAGCUGGUGCUGGAGCUCACAGCUCAAGUCCUGGAGAACAAAGACAUUGGUUUUGGGAUGGUGGACGCCCAGAGGGACGCCAAAGUAGCACAGAAACUUGGUUUGGAAGAGGUGGGCAGCUUGUACGUGUUUAAGGACGACCGGAUCAUUGAGUUUGACGGGGAGCUCUCAUCAGACACGCUGGUGGAAUUUCUUUUGGAUGUGCUGGAGGACCCGGUGGAAAUAAUCAACAACGCCAUGGAGCUGAGAGCCUUUGAGAGGAUGGAGGAAGACAUCCGCCUCAUCGGCUACUUCAAAGGGGAAGACUCAUACUUCCAAGCUUUUCAGGAGGCCUCGGAGAGAUUUCAACCCUACAUCAAGUUUUUUGCUACAUUUGAUAAGUCAGUGGCGAAACAUCUUUCCCUAAAGAUGAAUGAAGUAAACUUUUACGAGCCGUUCAUGGAGGAGCCAGCCAUUCUGCCAGGAAGACCAUUGACAGAGAUGGACAUUGUCGAGUUUGUCCACCAACACAGGAGGGCUACACUGAGGAAACUCCGGGCUGAGAACAUGUUCGAGGUUUGGGAGGACGAUAUGGAUGGAAUACACAUUGUUGCCUUUGCUGAGGAAGAAGAUCCAGAUGGGUACGAGUUUCUGGAGAUCCUGAAAGAUGUUGCCAGAGACAACACCAACAACCCAUAUCUCAGCAUCGUCUGGAUCGAUCCUGACGACUUCCCCUUGUUGACCACUUACUGGGAGAAAACCUUCAAGGUGGACCUGUUUAGACCACAGAUAGGUGUGGUCAAUGUCACUGAUGCUGACAGUGUUUGGUUGGACAUGUCAAAUGACGAGGACCUGCCCACGGCGGAGGACCUGGAGGACUGGAUCGAGGAUGUCUUGUCGGGGAGAGUGAACACAGAAGAUGACGACGAGUUUGCCGAUGACCCAGAAAAUGACCACUACAUCCUCGAGGAGAGCGAUGAAAAUCCAGACACAGAUGAAGAAGAUGACGGCGAUGAUUAAACCAUCUUGCUUAGUAAUCUAGUGGUUCAGAUGUGAGUUAAAGACAGAAUCGUUUAGAUAAAUAAACAGCUGAAACCUUUCUUAAAUGUUUAAAGGUGUGGAUGUAGUUAUUUAAAAAAUUCAAGCUAGAAUAGAUGGCUGUUUUAGAAGAUUCAUGUAAUGUCCGGAGAAUUGUGGUCUCAUUUAUCCGCUUAGCGCCUGAAGCUGUUAUUCUCCUCUACUGACCAAGGAUUUGUUCCUUUAACUCGGAGGCAACGAUGGAGCAGCAUCAUGAUGAAACUGGACCUUUGUACCAAAGCAAGAAGCUGUAACCUUCCACAAAGCUGAAAAGAACUGUUGGGUCAUCGUGUUCAGUUUGGAAGUAAAAUAAAUGUUCAGGC